Messenger RNA from Dipodomys ordii (Ord's kangaroo rat), 2185 nucleotides. RefSeq names its product intraflagellar transport 80 (gene Ift80). Gene Ontology annotation, cellular component: cilium; centrosome; intraciliary transport particle B. NCBI's taxonomy places the organism in Eukaryota, Metazoa, Chordata, Mammalia, Rodentia, Heteromyidae. The coding region runs from base 40 to 1950 and encodes 636 amino acids. The transcript has 17 exons. Gene Ontology annotation, biological process: cilium assembly. Gene Ontology annotation, molecular function: protein binding. The record is from RefSeq and is a predicted model, not a curated record.
GGAGAAGAUGGACAAAUCAAAAUUUGGUCAAAAACUGGGAUGCUCAGAUCAACAUUAGCUCAGCAAGGAACACCAGUGUAUUCAGUAGCCUGGGGCCCAGAUUCAGAGAAGGUUCUUUACACCGCAGGCAAACAGCUCAUCAUUAAACCUCUCCAACCAAAUGCAAAAGUUUCACAGUGGAAAGCCCAUGAUGGCAUAAUUUUAAAAGUAGAUUGGAACUCAGUCAAUGAUCUUAUUUUAUCUGCUGGUGAAGACUGCAAAUAUAAGGUGUGGGAUAGUUAUGGCCGCCUUCUGUACAACUCACAGCCUCACGAACAUCCCAUUACCUCAGUUGCCUGGGCUCCUGAUGGAGAGAUAUUUGCUGUUGGGUCAUUUAAUACUUUACGCUUGUGUGAUAAAACAGGGUGGUCCUAUGCUUUAGAGAAACCCAACACCGGUAGCAUAUUUAACAUCGCGUGGUCCAUCGAUGGCACUCAGAUCGCUGGAGCCUGUGGAAAUGGCCAUGUUGUUUUUGCACAUGUGGUUGAGCAACGUUGGGAGUGGAAAAAUUUUCAAGUGACAUUAACUAAAAGGAGGACCAUGCAGGUUCGUAAUGUUCUUAAUGAUGCUGUGGAUUUGCUGGAGUUCCGUGACAGAGUUAUUAAAGCCUCUCUGAACUACGCACACUUAGUUGUUUCAACGUCUCUUCAAUGUUAUGUGUUCUCUACAAAGAACUGGAAUACACCACUCAUAUUUGAUCUCAAAGAAGGAACCGUCAGUUUAAUUCUGCAGGCAGAGAGGCAUUUUCUUCUUGUUGAUGGUGGUGGUAUCUAUUUAUAUUCUUAUGAAGGACGCUUCAUUUCCUCUCCCAAGUUUCCUGGGAUGAGAACCGACAUUCUGAAUGCCCAGACUGUUUCUCUGAGUAAUGAUACCAUAGCAAUAAAAGACAAAGCUGAUGAGAAAAUCAUCUUUCUCUUUGAGGCGUCCACUGGCAAACCCCUGGGGGAUGGGAAGAGUCUUUCUCAUAAGAAUGAAAUCUUGGAAAUUGCUCUGGAUCAAAAAGGACUUACCAAUGAUAGAAAAGUUGCUUUCAUUGAUAAAAAUAGGGAUCUCUAUAUUACUUCAGUGAAACGAUUUGGGAAGGAAGAACAAAUUAUCAAACUUGGAACAAUGGUACACACAUUGGCAUGGUGUGACUCAUGCAAUAUCCUGUGUGGCCUUCAGGAUACUCGGUUCACAGUGUGGUACUAUCCCAACACUGUGUAUGUGGACAGAGACAUUUUGCCUAAAACGUUAUAUGAGAAGGAUGCAAGUGAAUAUAGUAAAAACCCUCAUAUUGUGAGUUUUGUGGGGAAUCAGGUAACUAUCAGAAGAGCAGAUGGGUCUCUGGUCCACAUCAGCAUAUCUCCGUAUCCUGCUAUUCUUCAGGAAUAUGUGAGCAGUUCCAAGUGGGAGGAUGCUGUAAGACUUUGUCGAUUUGUUAAGGAGCAAACCAUGUGGGCGUGUCUGGCUGCCAUGGCACUUGCCAACCGAGACAUGACCACUGCAGAAAUUGCCUACGCAGCAAUCGGCGAGAUUGAUAAGGUUCAGUACAUCAACUCUAUAAAAGAUCUUCCAUCCAAAGAAUCAAAAAUGGCACAUAUACUAAUGUUUAGUGGGAACAUACAGGAAGCUGAAAUAGUACUUCUUCAGGCUGGCCUUGUUUAUCAAGCAAUCCAGAUCAAUAUUAAUCUCUACAACUGGGAAAGGGCCCUGGAAUUAGCUGUAAAAUAUAAAACCCACGUAGAUACAGUGCUGGCAUACCGUCAGAAGUUUCUGGAGACCUUUGGUAAACACGAAACUAAUAAACGAUACUUGCAAUAUGCAGAAGGUCUCGAAAUAGAUUGGGAGAAAAUCAAUGCCAAAAUCGAGAUGGAAAUAACUAAAGAACGGGAGCGGUCCUCAAGCAAGAGUAUUGGGCUAAAGCACUGAACGCCAUCUCAGCCUUCAGGAAGUUACACCCAUAAAAGGAAUUCCCAUUUAACAGAAGAUAAGCAUGACAGCAGCCCUGGAGUCUAAAUUGGUGAAAUUCUUCCUCAGGUGAUAAACCUGCUCCAUGGACUAACCUUAACUCAGUAGGUUCCCUUGAAAGUGUGUUACAGUAACAUAAAUACCCUGAACUUGGUUUGGAAGUAGAGUGUUAUAGAGAGGGCACAGCCCAUGUAUA